GCGGGCUUACAGAUAAACAAGUUAUCUACUACCAUUUCAUAUAUUGCGACGUGACUGCCAACUACGCCGAAGAUAACUGUUGUUUAUUACUCUGGUUCCUCUGGUUCAAAUCACGUUAGUGUCAAUAGAUACUAAGUUGAAAGUGCGCGAUAAAUCUAAUAUCUAGUUAACUCAAGUCAACAAUCUCGAACAAAGUACAGUAUCAUUGCAAAAUGACAACUAUCUCGAGACUUGUGAUACAAAAUGGUUCAGCUGUCUCUCAGAAAAUAAGGAUAGGAAGUAGAUAUAUCGCGAGGGCACUAUCAACUAGCGAGAUGUCACCUGUUGAAAAGAAAUACGUAAACACAACACAAAACGAUGGGGUCAGAACUAUACAAUUAAGCGACUCUGCCUCGCUCAACUCUCUAUCGUUGGAGAUGUUGAAGACGCUGACGAGCGAAAUCAAGAGAGACGAGGACAAUCAAGAUCUUCGGUCGAUCGUGCUGACGUCCGUGCCGGGAAAAGUAUUCUCCGCAGGACACAAUUUAAGGGAACUGACAGCUACCAGCGACAAGUCGCACAAAGAAAUCUUCGACACUUGUUCGGAAUUGAUGCGAGCUAUUAGCCAGAGUCAAGUGCCAGUGAUCGCAGCAGUGGACGGUUUGGCAGCUGCAGCCGGUUGUCAAUUGGUCGCAGCGUGUGAUGUUGCUGUGUGCACAGAGAGAAGCACGUUUUCUACUCCAGGGGCGAAUCUCGGAAUAUUUUGCUCGACACCGGGCAUACCGUUAGUACGCAACGUGCCGAGGAAAAAUGCGUCGUACAUGCUCUUCACGGGGUUCCCUAUUUCCGGUAGAGAAGCCUACGAAUGUGGUCUCGUUAGCAAGGUCGUGUCAAACGAUAAACUCGACGAAGAAAUCCGUCGAAUUACAGACGCGAUUAAUAUGAAAAGUCGCUCAGUUGUACACAUUGGUAAGAUGUUCUUGUACGAGCAAAUAGAUCUUGACAUAUCGACGGCGUAUCUCCGAGGCACCGAAAAAAUGGUGAACAAUUUGAAAAUGAGAGACGCGCAAGAAGGCAUACGAAGUUUUCUAGAAAAGAGAAAACCGAGAUGGUCACACGGCUAUGAGAAAAACUGAUUACGUGCUUAUGUUUUGUUUAUUCAUUCCUUCCUUAAUCAUUAGAUUAUAUGUUAUCGUAUUCAAUACAAUCUCUGUUUAUAUGUACAAAUCUUUAUAAUUGAUAAGAACCACAUGUUAUUUCUCUGACUUGAAUAAAGCCGGACCAACUUUGACAUA
Messenger RNA from Harpegnathos saltator (Jerdon's jumping ant), 1274 nucleotides. RefSeq names its product enoyl-CoA hydratase domain-containing protein 3, mitochondrial. The transcript has 7 exons. The record is from RefSeq and is a predicted model, not a curated record. Bases 213 to 1115 code for a protein of 300 amino acids. NCBI's taxonomy places the organism in Eukaryota, Metazoa, Arthropoda, Insecta, Hymenoptera, Formicidae. Gene Ontology annotation, cellular component: mitochondrion. Gene Ontology annotation, molecular function: hydro-lyase activity.